GGAGGACAAGCAAAAAUGAAGGUGGAGAUGUGGAAGGUGCACGCCACGCUACAGUCGGCGCUGGAUGGCAACGUGGCCAUUUCCACACCUCCAAAUGUGAUUGUGAUGACUCAGCAGCUCUUUUGUGCGACUUCCAAGGUUUCCCAGUUCGUCGUCUUCAACCUCUGCACCAUCUUCCUGGCUAAGAUGCUGACUGUGACUUUAGUUCUUUGUGCAAUGGUGGCACUGGCUACAGCUGACGAUGCAGCUGCAGCUGCAGAUGUCGAACUUUCUUCGUCACAGUGUCCACCCAACUGGAAAAAACACAACAACCGAUGUUUCUACUUUGAAUCCUCCCCCAAGAACUGGGUUGAUGCUGAGACACAAUGCCAGACCAUGAGUGGGAACCUUGCAUCGAUACACCAGGAUGACGAGCAUAAAUUCCUUCAGACCUUGACUCAGUCAGAAGCAUGGAUUGGAGGCUCAGAUUGCCAAUCGGUUGGAAGCUGGCUUUGGAGUGAUGGUACAGGCGUGUCCGGAACUUUCUGGUGUCCACAAAAACCAGACAACACACAAGCAGAGUGCUGUCUGAAGACCAACACUCAACCCGCCCAAUGCUGGGAUGACACCGCCUGUAACACACUACUGCCAUAUGUGUGUGCAAAGUCUCUUUAGACUGCAGAAGACUAUGGAUGGAUGGAUAUUUACCAUCUGGAGAAUAUAACACAGACAUCCUUUCAUACAUGUAAUAAACAUAUUGAGCAUUGA
Messenger RNA from Nerophis lumbriciformis (worm pipefish), 747 nucleotides. The record is from RefSeq and is a predicted model, not a curated record. Lineage: Eukaryota; Metazoa; Chordata; Actinopteri; Syngnathiformes; Syngnathidae.